CUCUGGUAGUCGCAGGCGGUGGUUAUAUCCUUCUCCAUUGGCUCAAGAAACGGAGGAAGAUGAUCAAUCAACGUGCACCGCGCACUCCCAGUCCUGAAAUGGACGAAUAUGUGGGAGGUGGCCGACCCAGUGGAGCGCAUGCGAGCUCUCCGGACGCAAGAUAUACGCACAAGUCGGAAGAUGCAUACGGAGAGUCUUUCCAGCAGACCCUUUGGCCUGCGUCUGCUCAGCCCUCGGAGUUGAUUGCUUCGACGAUGGGUGAGCGGUCGCGGGUGCAUUCGCGGAUUCAGUCGCGUAUCAGUCUUCACAUCAGUCCGCCUACGAGUCCACCUACGAGUCCACCUACGAGUCCACCUACGAGUCCACUUAUGAAUGAGGGACAGCCUGUUUACGGGGACCCUGCUGUAAGUCAGGGGUUGGGCCAUCCUAGGGCUUCGGCUAUGGUAUCACCCCUGGGAUCAGAAUACACGGGCGAUGAGACGAACCGGUCGUCCAACUGGGGGUCCCGCAUCAGUGGGUGCGACGAGUCUAGAGUGGUGUCCGGGAUGAGGCACUAUGGGGAAGAGGGUAGCCCAUGUGAUGUGCAGGCGGAUGAGCAUUUAAGGUCGCCGGCUAGCGCGCCGAGCAGUUCUGUCUAUGAGCUUUCAGAGCUCUCUGCAUAGCCGACACAUGAUUACGAAGGGUUGUUGAAACAACAGAGCUGUUGGAUG
Westerdykella ornata is the source of this 710-nucleotide messenger RNA. RefSeq lists its product as uncharacterized. The coding region runs from base 60 to 662 and encodes 200 amino acids. NCBI's taxonomy places the organism in Eukaryota, Fungi, Ascomycota, Dothideomycetes, Pleosporales, Sporormiaceae. The record is from RefSeq and is a predicted model, not a curated record. The transcript has a single exon.